AGAAGAUGGCGCUGAGGCCGGUGAUCCCGCGGCUGCAGGGCCAGCGCGUGGUGCUGGCCAGCGCGUCCCCGCGCCGCCAGGAGAUCCUCCGCAACGCCGGCCUGCGGUUCGAGGUGAUCCCGUCGCGGUUCAGGGAGACGCUGGACAAGGCCUCGUUCCCAGACCCGCCGGCCUACGCGGUGGAGACGGCACGGCACAAGGCCCUGGAGGUGGCACACAGGCUGCACCAGAAAGACCAGCGCGCCCCCGACCUCGUGAUCGCCGCCGACACCAUCAUGUUGUCUCGUCGCUUUCCCCGUCGCCGUGCCUCCAUCGUCCCACCGCCCGCCUCCCGGAACGUGCCGGAAACCGCCCUGGCGUCGUCCCGCCGUCCCCCUCCCGGAAUGUUCCGGAACAGCGUCCUGGGAGCUCUCCCACGCGCCGCCUGUCAGACACCCGCCCGUCCCCCGGCCCCAUCCGUCAGUCAGUCUCCACGCGCCCCCGCCGGUCCCCCCAACGACCCCACGUUCCGGAACGUGCCGGGACACCGCGGAACGUUCCGGAAAUUUCCGCAGGCCGUCGACGGGCUGAUCCUGGAGAAGCCGGCCGGCGAGCAGGACGCCUUCCGCAUGCUGUCCAGGCUGAGCGGGAAGGAGCACAGCGUGUUCACGGGCGUGGCCGUCCUCCGCUGCUGGAACGAAGAAGGCGGCGGGCUGCGCGCGCGGGGGGCGGAGUUCUCCGAGGAGACGCGGGUGACGUUCUCGGAGCUGUCGCCGGAGCUGCUGUGGGACUACGUGCGCAGCGGGGAGCCCAUGGACAAGGCGGGCGGCUACGGCAUCCAGGCGCUGGGCGGCAUGCUGGUGGAGCGCGUGAGCGGCGACUUCCUCAACGUGGUGGGCUUCCCGCUCAACCGCUUCUGCAGGGAGCUGGACCGCCUCCUCCCCGAAGGCGACGGCGGCGGCCAUGAUGCCCGCGGGCCCGACGCGACCACCCCGCCCCCGCCCGAGGGACUCCUGCAGCUCGCGGACGGCCGCAAGGCAUCCUGGGCUCUGUUCUCGGCGUUCAGGAUGAAGGUGGUUGACGACAGGCGGAGGUGA
Molecule: messenger RNA, 1076 nt
Organism: Jaculus jaculus (lesser Egyptian jerboa)
Lineage: Eukaryota; Metazoa; Chordata; Mammalia; Rodentia; Dipodidae
Product: probable bifunctional dTTP/UTP pyrophosphatase/methyltransferase protein
Exons: 9
Coding region: 6-1076 (356 amino acids)
Molecular function (GO): nucleoside triphosphate diphosphatase activity
Source: RefSeq, a predicted model, not a curated record